GUCCGUUUACAUUAUUUCUACUCUUCAAUGGCUGUCCUCUUGCAGACACACUGAGAAUUAGUAAUCCACGCGUGGAAGAAUGAUUAAUCUCGCACUGCAUGCUCGGCUCUCUUGAUUCAGUUACAGGCUGCGUUUCUCUCCAAUGCCGGGAAUUAUUUCCAGCUUUAAUCGGCCUCACACCAGAUAACCUCAAGCUAGAGGAGACCUGCCGUCUGUUUGACAGCUCUCAAGUGCAUCUUACAUUUUUAUAUAUAUUUUGCAUGUGUGAGACUUCUUCUAAAUCCAAACGUACUUUUUUAUUCCGUCUUCAGUCGUCGGAGCGACAUUUCGAGCUUGUUUAAAAUAGUAACAAAUAUUGAAAGUGCAAUUGUUUUAACGCGUCUCGGACAACUCGUCCUUGCGAACUGAAUCCGAAUCGUCGCUACUUCAUCAGAACAAUAGCAGCGUCUUCACAUCUGGAUCUGAAUCGAAAUCUAGCCUGAACUCUGAGACACACACAGCGCCUGAAUGGGAGUGAAACUCUCCCACACGGAAGUGACUUGCACACGUUAGGCCAUUGAUCCACUGUGUGUCUUUUUUAAGUGUCUUUGCGUUAGUUGCGUCCAUUUAAUCAGUUAUUAAGAUGAUCCCUGAUAAGGCACCUGGCGAGGACGUGGUGCAUGCUUCAGAGGACCUGAAGAAAGAAGCGCACGUGCCCAGUUUUGAGAAAUACAAGGAGCUCUACAUCCAGUCUGUCGAGUCUCCUGAGGAGUUCUGGGGAGAUAUCGCCAAAGAUUUUUUCUGGAAGACAAAAUACACCGGGAAGUUCCUGGACUACAAUUUCGAUGUGACCAAGGGUGAGAUUUACAUGAAAUGCAUGGAAGGAGCCACGACCAACAUCUGCUAUAAUGUUUUGGACCGCAUCGUCCAUGAGAGGAAACUGGGUGACAGAGUGGCUUUUUACUGGGAGGGUAAUGAACCUGGAGAUGAGAAGACGGUGACCUACAGAGAACUGCUCCAGCAAGUCUGCAAGUUUGCUAAUGUCCUCAAGUCACAAGGCGUGAAGAAAGGUGACCGUGUGUCAAUUUACAUGCCCAUGGUGGUGGAGCUGGUGGUGGCCAUGUUGGCCUGUGCUCGGAUUGGAGCGGUUCACUCUAUUGUGUUUGCUGGUUUCUCCGCCGAGUCGCUGUGUGAGAGGAUCAUGGACUCUCAGUGCUGUCUUCUUAUAACAGCUGAUGGGUUUUACCGUGGUGAUAAGCUGAUCAGCCUGAAGCUUAUAGCCGAUGAAGCGCUACAGAAAUGCAGGGACAAGUCUUUCACAGUGGAGAAAUGUAUAAUGCUAAAACACCUCACAAAGGAAGAUGAGGCCUCACCGCCGGGCUCGCUGUCACCCCCAGCGAAACGUGCCUGUCCUGACCUGCAGCAGGAGAAACAGAAAGAAAGAGUAAGGAAGGUCCGUCCUCCCCCACAGGUGCCGUGGAAUCCUGAGGUGGAUCUGUGUUGGCACUCUCUGAUUGGUGGAGCGUCAGAGGAGUGCGAGCCUGUCUGGUGUGAUUCAGAGGACCCGCUCUUCAUCCUCUACACCAGUGGCUCUACUGGGAAACCUAAGGGUGUGUUGCAUACAGUGAGUGGAUACAUGCUCUACACUGCGGCCACCUUUAAGAUGGUGUUCGAUUAUCACUCUGAUGAUGUGUACUGGUGCACUGCGGACAUUGGUUGGAUCACCGGUCACUCGUACAUCACAUACGGGCCCUUGGCCAAUGGUGCGACCAGUGUGUUGUUUGAGGGUCUUCCCACAUACCCGGAUGUGAGCCGAAUGUGGGAGAUUGUUGAUAAAUAUCAAGUCUCCAAGUUCUACACAGCACCCACCGCCAUCCGGCUCCUGAUGAAGUACGGCAGUGAGCCCGUUCAGAAGUAUAAGCGGACCUCCCUGAAGAUUUUGGGGACAGUCGGGGAGCCCAUAAACCCAGAAGCCUGGCAGUGGUACUACAGCGUUGUGGGAGAGAAGAGAUGUCCGGUGGUGGACACCUUCUGGCAGACUGAGACGGGUGGGCAUGUGAUGACCCCUCUGCCGGCCGCUACGCCCUUGAAGCCUGGCUCUGCCACGUUUCCCUUUUUUGGGGUUGUACCUGCUAUUCUGAAUGAGUCAGGGGAGGAACUUGAAGGACCAAGUGAAGGCUAUCUGGUGUUUAAACAGCCUUGGCCAGGUGUGAUGAGAACCGUGUAUGGGAACCACCAGAGGUUUGAGACCACCUACUUCAAGAAAUUUCCUGGAUAUUAUGUGACUGGAGAUGGUUGUCGUAGAGAUAAGGACGGGUACUACUGGAUCACUGGAAGGAUAGAUGACAUGCUGAAUGUGUCUGGGCACUUACUGAGCACUGCAGAGGUGGAGUCGGCUCUGGUGGAGCAUGAAGCCGUGGCUGAGGCAGCGGUGGUGGGGAGGCCACACCCUGUCAAAGGCGAGAGCCUCUACUGUUUUGUCACCCUCAAUGACGGAAUCAACUACAACCAAAAGCUGGAGGCGGAGCUUAAAAAGCAAGUGAGAGAGAAGAUUGGUGCCAUAGCUACACCUGACUACAUUCAGAAUGCUCCCAGCCUUCCAAAAACCAGAUCAGGUAAGAUCAUGCGUCGUGUCUUGCGGAAGAUAGCGUGUAAUGAGCGGGAUUUAGGUGACGUGUCUACAUUAGCGGACAGCUCCGUCAUUGAACAGCUGUUUGACAACCGCUGCUGUGCUGCUGUGUGACCACCGGGGGCAUCGAACACUGUCUGGCCCCAAUACAAGCUUCAGUUCUGGGAGGAAAAGGAUGAGUCUGAGCUUAGAAUGAAGUUUAGGAUAAUGCUAGCAGGCAGACAGAAUGAAAUCAAAACAAAAAAGACUUAAGACUUUAAGAAAUCGCUAGUAAAACCCAAGGUUUGGGAGCGGCACAGUUUUAACUGCAUUUUUUACAGGACUCGCUUGUAUAUUAGAAAUCAUUGUUUUACCCCAAAAGUUUAUUUGUUUAAUUUGUUUAUCAUUUCCUCCUCUUUUAUCCAUGUUCAGUUUAUUCAUUAAUCUUUAUAUGACUUCACUGUGCCAACAUAACCUAAAAACAGGUUAUCAUUUGUGUUUUUCUCCACUAAAAUGGUAAAUAAGACUGCACAUGUCACGGUUUUAUUGUGUGUUAAAUCUCUGCUUUGGUCGAAAGUUUCAUUUUUAACAUUUAACUUUCUGUACAAGCCAAAGCAUGCAUUAAUAUUUACCAGAAUAACAUGGUAUCAUGCAGGUGUUUCAGUAUAUUAAAACUAUGUAUGUUUUACCCUGGAACAGUUUGCAAGCUUGUGUGUGAACUGAUAUUAUAUUUCUCCAGGAAAGUUAUAUGAAAGAGCUUUGGUUGACUGCAUAAAGGCUGUAUGUUCAUUUGAAAACAUACGCACAUGGAGUAAAUGGCAUAUUUUAUAUUGGGAAGGUGUCCUCUCAUAAAACAUUUUCUGGAGAAAAGUGCAGUUUCAUGAGUGUGUGGUGCUCUCAUGCACCAGUACUGGAUUGUAUUUCUACUGUUGUCAGAUUGAUUUCUUCCAGCUUGGCAUUAAUUGCUUUUGUUUUGUUGGUCGAGUUUGUUUUUCAUAGCUGUUAAUGUGGAUGAGUAUCAGCUGUCUGUGCUUUUCUCAACCCUCUAAACACUCACUAGCCUAUAUGAUGAGUGACUGAAUCUAUGAACUUUAGAUUGUUUUUGUUUUGUUACCCUUUAUUUUCCUUUUCAUUAAUUUCCUUGUAAUCAAUUCAUUUGUGCAGAGCAACAAACAGAACUGGGUGAAAUAAAGUGCUGAAAUUUUGAAA
Molecule: messenger RNA, 3796 nt
Organism: Megalobrama amblycephala (Wuchang bream)
Lineage: Eukaryota; Metazoa; Chordata; Actinopteri; Cypriniformes; Xenocyprididae
Gene: acss2
Product: acyl-CoA synthetase short chain family member 2
Exons: 19
Coding region: 623-2722 (699 amino acids)
Biological process (GO): acetyl-CoA biosynthetic process
Cellular component (GO): cytoplasm
Molecular function (GO): acetyl-CoA synthetase activity
Source: RefSeq, a predicted model, not a curated record